UUACUUUGUAAUCUUUGUAAGCAAUCUUUUAUGGUACAAAAACAUUUAGUUUUAUUAUACCAGUAUGGCUGAAAGUAUUAUUGAACUGUUAAGCAAAAGAACGGAGUUUUUAAACCUUCUUGACCAGGAUAUCGAUAAAAACAGUGCAUUAACCGAAGACAUUCAGAAAAAAAUAGAAUCUCUGGAAGAAACAAAACGAAAUAUAACAGAACUCGGAAAAGAACCAGAGCAUUUUGCCCUUAUACCACUUUGCAAGAGAUUAUUUAUGCCAGGACAAAUAGUUCAUACUGGGGAAUAUCUUAUAAGAUACGAUGCCCACCCAUAUAGUUACUCAGCUUUGAGAACCAAGGAUCAAACAAUCAAACACUUGGACGCUCAAAUUAAUUCACAACAGGAGUUACUGAAAAAAUCUGAAUUAUCCGUUUUUCAGUUGGAGGAAAGAAAGAAGAUUUUAAUAGGACAGAACAAUGAAGAUUUCAUAUCGGGACAAGUACUAGAAGAUGCAGAAUAUGAAAGUAUAUCAAUGGAAGUUGCUAAUAUGCCUAAGGAGAUACAAUCAGACAAAGGUGUAGCUGUAAAGGUUGGGAAUUACUAUGAAAUAUUUGAAUAUGAAGAAAAUUGAUAUUAGUUCUAAGUACUUUUGAUAAUAUGUUGAAUU
Molecule: messenger RNA, 658 nt
Organism: Sitophilus oryzae (rice weevil)
Lineage: Eukaryota; Metazoa; Arthropoda; Insecta; Coleoptera; Curculionidae
Exons: 1
Coding region: 65-622 (185 amino acids)
Source: RefSeq, a predicted model, not a curated record